Molecule: messenger RNA, 1366 nt
Organism: Anoplopoma fimbria (sablefish)
Lineage: Eukaryota; Metazoa; Chordata; Actinopteri; Perciformes; Anoplopomatidae
Gene: rsrp1
Product: arginine/serine-rich protein 1
Exons: 5
Coding region: 276-1187 (303 amino acids)
Source: RefSeq, a predicted model, not a curated record
GCUCCGCCUCCCAGCCAAGCGUCGUCUCUUCAUAGGAGUGAAGCCAACGGUCGGGUCAACGUCGACAAACAGCCAACGGUCGAACUUUCGCUAACAUUCAGCUACAGACGAACAACCGUUCUCACAUUCCGAGCUUUACCCGUUGGUCAUCGCCUCGUUAUACGUUACCGUAAGUGACUCACUGGCUCUAACGUGCGCGUGUAACCGUUUACAUCGACGUCUCCGGAACAAAGGCUUCAAGCGACAGUCGAGCGGCUUGUGGCAAACGCACCACCAUGACUAAGGGAGACGACUCUUACACGGAAAUCGCUCACGUCCGUCAGGGUGACGUAGUCGACGUCCUCUUAGACCAGACCAGCUCGGCCUCGAUUCGCUCCCGUUCACGAUCCAGAAGCAGCGGGGGCAAAAACAGGCGCUCCCUGGGCUCUGGCCACAAGGGGCGCAGCGGCCACAGGAGACGUCGUAGGUCUUCCUCGUCUUCAUCCAACAGCCGAUCCUCUUCUCAGACCCGGUCCCGCUCUCACCCCCGUUGCCACAGACCUUCCUCCCGUUGCCGCUGUGACAACCAUCGCAGGGCUCGCCGCAGUCGCCGAUCCCCACAACCACGGCGCCACAGGGCCCCAUCAGGCUCCCCGUCCCCCUCCAGGCGACGCAACGGGUCAUCCAGCCGUCGGAGCCGGCACAGGACGGUUGUGAGCAGGUCUUCCACAUCCCCGCCCAGAACCCACAGCAGCAGCUCAAGGUCCGGAUCUUCAGAGCCUUCUGUCAACUUGAGUUUUGAUGGAAAACCAAUCCAGGCUGCAGGCGACAAUGCUGCCACAAUCCUAGGAGUGGAGAAGCUGGAACUUCCUGAGAGUGUUGAACCAAUCCAGUCAGAGCAGGUGUCAGAGUCCCAACAGACGUUGCGAGAGAGAUGGGUGAGACAAGACCCUGAAAAGACUCCGUCAGAGAGCAGUGAUGCGGAGACUGAUGAUAUUUUCAGCCGAAGGAUGUCCCCAAAAAGGAAAAUAAUCUCUUUCAGCAUUAAUAACACCGUGUUAAAACCAACAAUGACAGCAUCAUCGGGUGCUAAGGUAACUUCCAGAGUGGACAGCUAUGAAAGCAGGAGGCCCUAUGGCCACUGGAUGCCAGUCAAAGCACGUCACACCUCCAGUGCACGCAAACACACACUCGCCAUGUCACACUAGUGUGGCAGAGUACGUGGACGCUGUAAAAACUGUAGAUAUUUUGUACAUAUGUACAUUUCAUGGUGGACAUUUUAUUUCAGAUGAAAGAGUUGUGUGAGAAGAAGUGAAGAUAUCGAUCAGGUGGGAUUAUUUGGUUUUUCCCUUUGUUGUAUAUUGUGCUUCAAUAAAGAUUUAUUUGA